AUGGCUUCCAUUCCAGCCUACACACAGCGAAGCACCGAAACGCUCCUUGAUAUAGCUACCGACGUUAUCCAAAUGCUUGGGCAGGCUGACCAGACACUUGGAGUCGCAGAAUCCCUGACAGCAGGUGGUGUGAUGGCCGCACUCACCUCUGUGCCAGGCUCAAGUGCAGUAUUCCGGGGCGGGGUGGUAUCCUAUGCAACACCUCUCAAGCAGCAGCUCUUGGGCGUCGAUCCACAACUGAUCACUAUUCGGGGUGUAAUCGACCCCAGUGUCGCAACCCAGAUGGCCGACGGCGCUCGCAAAAUCACAACUUGUGGCAACAGCGCAACAGCGUGGGGAAUUGGGACAACCGGAGUCGCUGGCCCCGCAUCUCAGGAUGGAAAGCCUGUUGGCACGGUAUAUAUCGGCAUUGCCUCACCCACUGGUACCCGAGCUUGGGGUCCCUUCAACUUCCCUGGAACUCGUGAGCGUAUCCGCGAAGCAACUGUUCUGGAGGGCUUGUCUCGACUGCGUCAGGAGCUUGUUGCUUACCAGAGUGAUAUGAGAAAAUAA
Molecule: messenger RNA, 552 nt
Organism: Aspergillus bombycis
Lineage: Eukaryota; Fungi; Ascomycota; Eurotiomycetes; Eurotiales; Aspergillaceae
Product: CinA family protein
Exons: 1
Coding region: 1-552 (183 amino acids)
Source: RefSeq, a predicted model, not a curated record